This is a messenger RNA of Fonsecaea multimorphosa CBS 102226, 882 nucleotides long. RefSeq lists its product as uncharacterized. Bases 1 to 882 code for a protein of 293 amino acids. The transcript has 2 exons. Gene Ontology annotation, biological process: establishment or maintenance of cell polarity; ubiquitin-dependent protein catabolic process. Gene Ontology annotation, cellular component: MUB1-RAD6-UBR2 ubiquitin ligase complex. NCBI's taxonomy places the organism in Eukaryota, Fungi, Ascomycota, Eurotiomycetes, Chaetothyriales, Herpotrichiellaceae. The record is from RefSeq and is a predicted model, not a curated record.
AUGGGCAUGGAUGACGUGGCUGGCCCUGACGACGAGCUCUUAGAUGCCGAGGCUCCAGCCGAAGGUCAGAGUAGGGUCCAAACCCGAGAUCCCAGUCCUCACGAUCUUCACGACAUGGAUGGCCGACAACCACUGACCCUCGCAAUACCUCCGCAACAGGCUCGAGAAAUCGACAACAACGUCGAUAUUGCACAACAGACGCCAAUCACCGCAGGUAUGGGUAACCCCUUGGGCGCUGGUGGUCUCGAGGCCAUGGGUGUAUCCCCCAUUCCUCCGGCGCCUACCACUGCUGCUUCUCCUGCAAUCCCGCUCAAUGCAUACCCAAAUUUCUUCCUGAGAAACGCGACUGCCACAGCCACGACCGCCUUGAUGCCCCGUGAUGAGGAUGUUCUAAUGGGCUUGCAAUUACUUGCUUAUAUCUCCAAAUAUUGCUAUCUGCGACAUUAUUUCCAAGCUACGCAUUUAGUUCCCCGACUUAGGAUCGAUCGAGAGGUUGAGAAGAUCUAUGGACCGAUGCGAGGCUGUGCACCUCUUCCAGAACCCACCGAAGACGAAGACGAAGAGUUUUUGCAACCUGACGAUUACAACAUUUUUCCUCUGGUGGAGAAGUUUACCGUCCGUCACCACUCAAAAGAUAUGCAAUAUUGGGCAUGCGUUGUCAUGCGCAAUUUGUGCCGAAAGGACGACGCCCGAGGAGGAAUUCGCCAAUGUGCCAACUACAAGUGUGGGAAAUGGGAGGAAUACACACGCCAAUUUGCUAAAUGCAGGCGCUGCCGUCGCACGAAAUACUGCAGUAAAGAAUGCCAGCGGGAAUCGUGGAGCAUGCACAGGCACUGGUGCCACCUCGAAAACGCAUAUCUCAAUCGCAGGACCAAUGCAUAA